Molecule: messenger RNA, 2001 nt
Organism: Camellia sinensis
Lineage: Eukaryota; Viridiplantae; Streptophyta; Magnoliopsida; Ericales; Theaceae
Source: RefSeq, a predicted model, not a curated record
AUGGAGGAUAGUAUAAUGGAUGAUGGUGGACUUGAGGGAUGCAUCGAAGAAAUGGGAGAGUUGGCCAAGGAUAAAUCACCAUAUCUUGGUAUGGAGUUUCCAUCAGAAGAAGCUGCAUAUGAGUUUAUAAUGAAUACGGAAGAAUUGUGGGGUUUAGUAUUAGAAGAGAUUAUUGAGGGAGAUAGGGAAAAAGAUAAACGGUACACGAUGAUAAAAAAUCCUCGAAGUGAGACAAGAACAAAUUGUAAAGCAUUUAUGCAUAUAUCUUUUAAGCGGGACUUGUCGAAGUGGAUUGUGUCGAAGUUUGAUAGCAACCACAACCACCCUUUGCAUCUUCCUCAAUGUACUCAUUUGAUGCCAUCUCAGAGAAAGGUAUAUGAUGCUCAGGGUAUAAAUAUUGACAUAGCUGAUGAGAGUGGAAUAUCUCUUAAGGCUUCACAUGAUCUUAUUAGUGCUAUAGCAGGAGGGAAGGAAUUUGUAGGGUUCACGCGAGAGGAUCAGAAAACCUACUUACGUGCAAAAAGACAGCGAAACUUGCAGUAUGGCGAAGCGGGGAGUUUGUUAAGAUAUUUCCAGCAGCAAGUGGCAGAAAAUCCAUAUUUUUACUAUGCCAUUAAGUUGGAUGUAGAUGAGAUGAUUACUAAUAUUUUUUGGGCUGAUCAUCAGAUGAUAACAGAUUAUGGCCUUUUCGGUGAUGCGGUGUCAUUUGACACAACUUUUCGAACAAAUAAGGAGUACCGUCCACUUGCUUUAUUUUGUGGCUUUAACCACUUUAGAAUGACAGUGAUUUUUGGUGCAGCAUUAUUAUAUGAUGAAACUGCAGAGUCAUUUGAAUGGUUAUUUGAAACAUUUUUGGAUGCAAUGUCAGGAAAAAAACCUGUUAGUUUUUUCACAGAUCAAGAUCAAGCAAUGGCUAAGGCAAUUUCACAAAUCAUGCCUGAGGUUUUUCAUGGGUUGUGCACUUUUCACCUAAUGCAAAAUGCUUUGAAGCAUUUAGGUUACUUGUUCAAGAGUGGUUCAAAAUUUAGUAGCGAUUUAAAAGCUUGCAUUUAUGACUACGAGAAUGAGCAUGAAUUAAUUGAAACUUGGAAUUCUUUAAUUGAUAAAUACAAUUUGCAAGAGAAUGAGUGGAUGAAAAGAACUUGGAGAAAAAGAGAGCAGUGGGCGCAUGUGUAUAUGAAGUGGGUAUUUACUGGAGGAAUGCGAAGCACACAACUUAGUGAAAGUCUAAAUGGAACAUUAAGGGGAUAUUUGAAGGGUGAUCAUAACAUUGUUCAAUUCUUUACUCACUUCAAUCGGAUAGUUGUAGAUGAGCGGUAUGAGGAAAUUUCCACAAUAUAUGAUUCUAGACAAAAGUUGCAAAUAAUGAAAUUGAAAAAGUCUCCCAUUUUAAUCCAAGUUGCGAGUUUGUACACCCCUCCUAUCUUUGAUUUAUUUGAUUGUGAGUUGGAUACGUCCCUUUGUUGUCAAGUGAAGCAAUUCCAUGAGUUAAAAGGAGAAAUUAAGUGCGUGAUUGGCUUGUAUGGUAAUGGUAAAGAGUAUAUUGUGGAGGGUAGGGUGGAAGUUAUUGGGCUAAGAGGAGAAAAAAGCUGUCGAGAAAUACAUUGUACUUGCCAAUGGAGAUUGGAUGCAAAAGAUUGUGAAGUUGAAAAGAAAAAUGUCAUAGUGGAUGAGAAUGAUCCAAAGUUGUUCAUAUUAGCACGUUAUAGAGAUCUUUGUCCAAGAAUGGUGAAACUAGCAACUCAAGCAUCUAUGCACAAACCUGCCUAUCAAUUGGUUGAUGAAGGAAUUAAGGAAUUGUGUGUAAAAGUAAAUAAUAUGAUGAAGGGAGUUGGAAGUUUUGGUACCAAUGAAUUAGAUGUGGACGACCCCAACAUUACACAAGUUAAGGGCAUAAAGAAGAAAGAUGUUGGACACAAAGAGAUGAGUAGAUUAAAACCUUGGUGUAAGAUGAUGAAUAAGAAGACAAAAGUUAUUUAUUUCACAACCUACCCGCCUUAG